Molecule: messenger RNA, 2153 nt
Organism: Fusarium redolens
Lineage: Eukaryota; Fungi; Ascomycota; Sordariomycetes; Hypocreales; Nectriaceae
Exons: 2
Coding region: 296-1987 (563 amino acids)
Biological process (GO): regulation of proteasomal protein catabolic process; proteasome-mediated ubiquitin-dependent protein catabolic process; protein deubiquitination
Molecular function (GO): proteasome binding; protein binding; cysteine-type deubiquitinase activity
Source: RefSeq, a predicted model, not a curated record
CUUUACUCUCUGGUUGCCCCCGCGGAAGCUACACCGCUUUCCCCACUAUCAUUUCGCCUUCGUCCAGGUACCACUUGGUGACGCACCUCUAGCAUCUUCCACGCCUUGCAAACAUCGACCUUGAGCAAAGGGACGCUGACUCAAGACGUUUUCUUUUCCUUCUGCUGCUGUAUUGUCCUUUUAGAUCCUUCUUUUGCCAAAAAGAACCGAAUAGACGGCAUCCAGUGCCUUGGCAGACUCAUCCUCAUCUUACUGCACCCCUCCUUCGACGCUUGAGCUCCGAUAGACCCAAACCAUGUCGUCCAUAUCAGUCGUGGUGAAACACCAAGGCAAGAAACAUAAUGUCGAGAUCGACCCCAACUCUACUGGCGAGGACUUCAAACUCCAAAUGUUCAGCCUGACCAACGUCGAACCCGAACGCCAGAAGAUUUUGAUCAAGGGUGGUCAACUCAAAGAUGAUGCCGAUAUGAGUAAACUCGGCUUGAAGAACGGUCAGGUCAUCAUGAUGAUGGGUACUCCAAGCGCUGGUGGCGACGCCCUUGUCCGACCAAAGGAGGCGAUCAAGUUUGUCGAGGAUAUGACAGAGGCUGAGCAGGCUCAACAAGUCGGUGCGACACCUGCUGGCCUGAUUAACCUUGGAAAUACAUGCUAUCUCAACUCGACCCUCCAGACUCUGCGUCUGAUUCCAGAGCUUCAGGAGGCGCUCAACACGUACCAGCCCGACGGCAACGCCAGCAGCUUUAUGAUGACAGGCACGAACAUGGACUUGGCAUCUCAACUCUCGAACUUGUACAAGAAAAUGGGAGAAACACAGGACUCCUUCCCUCCCAUGAACUUCCUGAACGCUCUGCGAGUGGUAUUCCCCCAGUUUGCGGAAAAGUCUAAGACAGGACAAGGCUUUGCUCAGCAGGAUGCAGAGGAGGCUUGGUCGCAGAUCGUGCAGCAACUUAACCAGAAGCUUCGCAUCAAGAGUGAAAACACCCCUGAGACCUCCUUCGUGCAGAAGUACAUGUCUGGCGAGUUCAGCUCGGUAAUGGAGUGUGAUGAGGAAGAGGCGCGCAAUGCCGGCGAACAGCCCAUCAUUAACAAGGAGAGCUUCGCCAAACUCAACUGCCACAUCGAUAGCUCAACGAACCAUCUGCGAGAUGGCAUUGCCGCCGCGCUGAAAGAGAAGCUUGAGAAGCAGUCAGAAGUCCUAGGUCGCGAUGCCGUCUACACCAAGACUUCCAAGAUCUCUCGUGCUCCCAAGUACCUGACAGUGCACUUUGUGCGCUUUUUCUGGAAGCGGGAGACUCAGAAGAAGGCCAAGAUCAUGCGAAAGGUGACUUUCCCCAUGGAGCUUGAUAUUGUUGAAUUCUGCUCCGACGAAUUGAAGAAGGCUCUUAUUCCCGUGCGCGACAAGGUUCGCGAGAUUCGCAAGGAUGAAGAGGAUAUCGAACGGGCCCGUAAGCGACGUAAGAAGACUCACGAUCAGGACGUCGGCGAUAUCCCAGGCGGCGCUGGUCUUCCCACCGAGAAGGAGAAGAAGGAAGCCGAGAAGAAGGAGGGCAAGUCAGCAGAUGGCGACGUUGUCAUGGGUGAGGAGGGCGAGACAUACAAGACGGACGCCGACAUCGAGGCCGAGAGAAAUACUUCCAUUCUUGAAGCCAAAAAGGAGCUCAACGCUCUGAUCAACCCCGAGCUGCGAAACGAUGAUGGCGCCAACCAGUCUGGUCUGUACGAGCUUCGAGGUGUCGUGACACAUCAAGGUGCCAGCGCCGAUAGCGGUCACUAUACCUCAUAUGUCAAGAAGUCUGCACCUGUUGACCCCAAGACUGGCAAGAAGGGCGAGGAGGACGGCAAGUGGUGGUGGUUCAACGACGACAAGGUUUCAGAAGUUGAAGCUGAGAAGAUUGCGACUCUCGCCGGUGGUGGUGAGUCUCACUCUGCUCUCAUUCUCCUGUACCGAGCCAUUCCUCUGCCCACUGCCGAGGGUGUUCUGGAGUAAAGAAAGCAACUGGGGAAAACUUUACUAGAAGUAUAUGGCCACCUGGGAAUGGUGCUAGAUGAUUUGAUGAAUAAAAACGGACAGGAGCAUGGCAUUGCAUGGCAGGGCGGUCAGGCGUAGGGAGAGAGCAUGACAUGUAACUCAAUCAAUAAAACGUUAAUUACAC